Messenger RNA from Megalobrama amblycephala (Wuchang bream), 5711 nucleotides. Its product is annotated as protocadherin gamma-A5-like. Gene Ontology annotation, molecular function: calcium ion binding. The coding region runs from base 1158 to 4031 and encodes 957 amino acids. The record is from RefSeq and is a predicted model, not a curated record. The transcript has 5 exons. Gene Ontology annotation, cellular component: plasma membrane. Lineage: Eukaryota; Metazoa; Chordata; Actinopteri; Cypriniformes; Xenocyprididae. Gene Ontology annotation, biological process: homophilic cell-cell adhesion.
UUCAUAAAGCAAAUUAUACAUUUUUGUGGAUGAGUAAGACUUUAUCUUAAGUCUUUAUUGUAUUAGCCUUUAUGAAGUAUUUUAGAGCUUCAUAUAUGCCUUGCAAAUUCACAUUAUAAUGCAUUGUAUGGAUAAUUGUAACCACAGUUAUAAUACAUUGUGCUACACAUUUACCAUGUAUAAUGCAUUAAAACAGAUGUAACAAGGAAUCAACAAAUAUAAUGGAUUUUAACGUGGUUACAAUUAUUUAUGAAAAGAUAUAAUGCAUUACAAUGUAUAUUAUGAAUACCUUUAUAACACAUUAUACAUAAAAACUUAAAGUAAAGUUUUACACUUGUGUCUUAAAAUCAGUACAUUCUCAUUCAAACACUUCAAGAACUAAAAUAUCCUGCUACAACUGUGACGAAGUUACUGAUCAGUAGAAGCAGUAUUAUCAGCCACAAUAAAUUAUAAAGCAUAUAGCUAACAUUAGUAGUUAUAAACAGCCUUUAACAUUAAAUAGAUGGUUUAUUUUUUUCAAAGAAUGAAAGGAGGCUGGAAUUUAUAUUAUUAAAGUUCGUAUGUUCUUUGUCAGGUAACCAGGAGAUGGCAUGUGUUUGGUUAGGCAUGGAUGGUAUUGAAUAAAAGGAGAGAAGCGUGCUAAAGGUUGUUUUGAAUAUCAAUAUUAUGGUGUUAACAUUACUUUGUCUCAUUUCACAUGCAUGUGUUUAAAAAAUCUGUCAAAUAUCCUUUAGAUACUCCUGUCGUGCAUUUUUUUUUUUCUACCUACAUCAUUAAUGAAUUAAAGUAUAGGCCUGCAAUGUUUUUAUGCCAGGGUUUCCACUCUUCUUCUUGUGCCAGAUUUUAUUGAUAACGUUAGAUUAAUCGAAUGAGGUUCUGUGGUUAGCCCGCUUCCGGUGUAUUUACUGUUAUCUUCAGGAGAACGCAGCUUUCCUUGUCAUUUGUUUUUGAAGCCACAUGUAAGAAUAUUUGUAAUGUGCCACUUGAACUCAGUGGGUCGCUAUUGACCAAGUAUGCGAUAGCCUGUGUGACUGUCAUUGUAAUACUUUAAAUCACGACACACCUUUUUCACACGCAUCAUUGUAUACGGUCUGUGGGCUGAUGUAAACAUCACAGUGGAUUGUGGAGGCUGGAUUUAACAUUAACUGAAACAAGCAAUGGCAAUAAUAUUCGGAUUAUUUCCUUGGUCGACGUGCAUCGCUUUCAUUUUACUGUUUAUGCGCAAAAGUAAUGGGGAUUUGAGCUACUCCAUACCAGAGGAGAUGAAACAAGGAUCGAUAAUCGGAAAUAUUGCGAAGGAUCUUGGUCUUGAAACCGAUGGGCUACUAUCACGAAAAGCUCGGUUAGACACGGAAGAAUAUGGAAAUCGUUUUUGUGAGAUCAACCCGCAAAAAGGGGAAUUUAUUGUGGCGGAGAGGGUCGACCGAGAGGAAUUGUGCGGUUCAAAAGCAUCAUGUGUCUUGAAAUACGACCUAGUUCUAGAAAACCCGCUAGAGCUGCAUCGCAUAUCAGUGAAAAUAGAGGAUAUAAAUGACAAUUCACCGCGAUUUCCUAAUGAACUAAUAAAACUUGAAAUUGGCGAAUCUGUGGGCACAGGAACACGUUUCCCCCUGGAGGAGGCGCAUGAUGCGGAUGACGGUCAAAACGGUAUUCAGAAUUAUUCACUUGAGAAAAACGAACACUUUUCUUUAUCAGUUCACUCGACUGCCGAUGGAGGAAAAUAUGGCGAACUGAUACUGCAAAAAGAACUAGAUCGUGAACAAAAGAAGAAUAUGGAUUUGGUUCUUACUGCAGUCGAUGGUGGAACUCCACGGAGAUCCGGGACUGCUGUAAUUCAUGUCAUUGUCCUAGAUGCAAAUGAUAAUGUGCCUGUAUUUACUCAGCCUGUUUAUAAAGCCAGCAUUUUAGAAAACUCUCCUUUAAAUACCAUUGUAAUCAAAGUAAGCGCUGUAGAUGCUGACGAAGGAGUGAAUGGGGAUGUCAUGUAUGAAUUUAGCCAAAUUUCAGAGAAGGCUUCCAGACUUUUUUCUAUAGGUAAGACCAGUGGAGAAAUUACAGUGAUUGGACCGAUAGAUUUCGAAGAUAAAAACAGUUAUGAGAUACGUAUUCAGGCCAAGGAUGGUUCUGGCUUGGCUUCUAAUUCAAAAGUUGAAAUCGAUAUAAUCGAUAUUAAUGACAACACUCCUGUUAUACAUUUGAAAUCUAAUGAUAUUCAAAUCCCUGAAAAUGUGGAACCUGGCACUGAAGUGGCUAUUAUAAAUGUUCAGGAUAAAGACACGGGGGAUAACAAAAAGGUUUAUUGUACUAUUCAAGAAAAUGUCCCUUUUAAGCUAAAUCCGUCUAUUAAAAAUUAUUACACAAUUGUCACAACGGGCCCUCUGGAUCGCGAACUUAACAGCUAUUAUAACAUAACUCUAGUGGCUACUGAUGGAGGAACCCCACCGUUAUCAUCCUCCAAAAUAAUACACUUUUCAGUUUCUGAUAUCAAUGACAAUGCCCCUGUAUUUGAGCAGCAGUCCUACAGUGCUUAUAUAAGAGAAAAUAACAAAGCAGGCACCUCUGUUUGUUCUGUCAGUGCAAAUGACCCAGACUGGAGACAGAACGGGACUGUACUGUACUCUCUGGUACCCAGUGAAGUCAAUGGGAUCCCAGUGUCCUCAUUUCUAUCUGUUAAUGGAGAUACAGGGGUGAUUCAUGCUGUAAGAUCAUUUGACUAUGAGCAGUUCAGAAACUUCAGUGUCAAAGUUGUUGCCAGAGACAAUGGUUCUCCUCCUCUCAGCAGUAACCUGACUGUGAAAGUCUUCAUAACAGAUGAGAAUGAUAACUCUCCACAGAUAUUAUACCCUGUUCCAGAUGGAAAGUCUUUAAUGACUGAAAUGGUCCCUAAAGCGACUCUCUCGGGCUCUCUGGUCUCCAAGGUGAUCGCUGUAGAUGCUGACUCUGGACAGAACGCAUGGCUGUCCUAUCAGAUCUUGAAAUCUACUGAUCCGGGACUUUUCACCAUUGGUCUCCAUAGUGGAGAGAUCAAAACACAACGAGACAUUUCUGAAUCUGACAAUAUGAAGCAGAAUCUUGUUAUUUCAGUGAAGGAUAACGGGCAGCCCUCUCUGUCCACAACCUGUGCUGUGAAUUUACUGAUUUCUGACAACCUUUCUGAAGUUCCUGAACUUAAAGAUAUGACUUAUGAGGACAACAACUCUAAAUUAACAUCAUACUUGAUCAUUGCAUUAGUUUCUGUGUGCACCUUCUUCCUGACGUUCAUCAUACUGAUCUUGGCAGUGAAGUUUUGUCACAGGAGAAAGCCCAGACUGUUGUUUGAUGGAGCAGUUGCUGUUCCCAGCGCCUAUCUGCCUCCCAACUAUGCAGAGGUGGAUGGAGCAGGAACUCUCCGCAGCUCCUACAAUUAUGACGCGUAUCUAACCACAGGCUCGCGUACAAGUGACUUUAAAUUUGUGAGAUCAUAUAAUGAAAACACGCUUCCUGCUGGUGGGACUCUGAGAAAGGAAGACAAUAUUCAGUUUGGCUCGAGCAUGAUAACACUAGAUGUUACAGGAAAUGAAGAUGAGCAAAAGCCACCUAACUCUGACUGGCGAUUUCCUCCAAACCAGAGGCCCGGACCAAGCGGUACACACAGGUUCCACACCCUGCAGCAGAGAUGGACUCCAUACGAGAAGUCCAGGGCUGGAGUGCGUCCUGACGAGGCAGGUGCCGGCGCUGGUGUGAUAGCGGGAACAGGACCGUGGCCCAACCCCCCUACCGAAGCUGAACAGCUCCAGGCUCUGAUGGCGGCAGCGAACGAAGUAAGUGAAGCCACUGCAACUCUCGGCCCUCGCUACAAUCCACAGUAUGGCCCAGACUACCGCCAGAAUGUCUACAUCCCGGGUAGUACCGCCACCCUCACGGCCAACCCUCAGCAACAGGUACCCCAGCAGGCCCUUCCCCCUCCCCAGGCCCUUCCCCCCGCCGAAGUCCCCAAAGCAGCUCAGACACCCGCCAGCAAGAAGAAGCCCACCAAGAAAGACAAGAAGUAAGACACAUGGAAGCACUAUCAGAGCUGCAGAAAUACAGUGCCGGGAUCUGAGCAUCUCUCCUCACAAAGCGUCUCCACGGGUUUGGUUAAAGAUUUAGAUUUAAUGCUUAUGUCUGUGAGGUUUUUGUUUGUUUGCUUUAGGUUUACCCUUUUUAAUUUAUUGGAUUUUGAAUUCUAUGAUGAUGUAUUACUCAAUAACCCCCCAAAAAACAAGCAUUCCCUGUCCUGUCGCUGAAAUGGAACAGUAAACGACUGAACGAGAGGAGGUGUGUUCAGAUUCCUGAAGCUCGUUCUUCGACAGAUAACUCUGUCCUGUAAAUAGCAUUACUAAAACAAGAAGAAAACAUACAUUUCUUCUUUUAUUUUUUUUUUUCCAGAUGUCAUGUUUUAGGCUUUCUGUGUUCUUUUCAAAGCAAAGUAGAUGCUUCUUGUGGUCACAAAAUGAAACGCUGUUAGGCUUUUUAACAAUGUACCACAACUCUCACCUUGACUGAAAAAAAAUGAGUGUUGAGCUGAACUAUGCAUUGCAAAGAGGAUACUGUAAAACAAGGGGACACGUUAAAGUAUAUUUAGAUUGUUUUCGGAAUAAGAGAAUAGAUUUACAUUUGUCUAAAACCAGACGGUGAGACACUGGACUGUUGGCCUGGUAUUUAAAAAUAGAUUCAGUCUUCUCAUUAACUUCUUAAUAGCCAGUUAAGCAGAGCUGAAUGUUAGGUUAACACCGUUUGACUAUUCUUUGCUAUAACUUUCUGUUAGUGUGGUAUAAGAAUCCUUUGGAAUCGCAAGUAAUGUAAACAGUGUUUUUAAAGCUCAGAAAAGAAAAUCUCAGCCUUUGUAAGGUCAAGAUCAGAGAUUGAUUUAGGUCAAAGUGAAUGUGCUAAAGAGUUUGAGUCGGUGAAAAACAUGAAGUGCACCGAAAAAGAAAGAAACAAUGAAUAUGUGGAAAGACUAAUGACUAACUUAAGCACAACACUGUACUUGAAUGGAUCUUAGAUGGAAGGAUUCCGUCCUUUAUUCUGCACCAACCACCACCACAGUGUAUAUAAAAUGUGUAACCUGUCUGUACAAACAUUAGAGCCACAAGGGCUGGCUGUUACAGGAAUGUUUCAGUAUUUUUUAAAAAAAAGCAACAAAAAAGACAAUAGAAAAAAAGAAAAAAAGAAAAAAAAAAGAUCCAAUGUAGUGUUGUAGGAAGAAAACCUGCAAGAUCAUUGACUAACCAAACUGUACAUACUACGAAACUUCUGAAGACACGCAAUCGUAGCUUAAGGCUUGUGGAUUAUGUGCAUAUUUUUGUGUUUUUCCCCUUUGAUUACACUUUCUUUCCUUUUCUCCAGUCACCUAAAACUUUGAAAGAUAACAGACGAUACUUACUGUCAUUAGAGUACCACCCCUCCCCACAUCUUACUGUACUUUUCUGUGCUUGUAAUUCCAAUCAGUCGGUAAUGAUACUGGAAUGCCACUCCUGUCUGUUUGACUAUGAAUAUCUAUCUAUAUAUAUAAAUGUCUGUCUGCUGCUUGGCUACCUUUCUGUAUUUGACUGUGAUUCCUUUUAAGAAAUGCUUAGCACCUCAUGUUACCCUUUUUAUUUUACAAGCUAAUAUUUAUAUCACUGUUGAUUUAUGUUUUACUUUAUUAUUGGAACACUUACAUUUGAAAUAAAAUUUUGUCAGAACUCACA